Molecule: messenger RNA, 831 nt
Organism: Leishmania braziliensis MHOM/BR/75/M2904
Lineage: Eukaryota; Euglenozoa; Kinetoplastea; Trypanosomatida; Trypanosomatidae
Exons: 1
Coding region: 1-831 (276 amino acids)
Source: RefSeq, a predicted model, not a curated record
AUGCUCCGCAAGUCGGCUGCGCGGUGGGUAUGGCUCGGCGGCUCAGGCUCCUCGCCGGCGCUCGGGCUCGACCUCCGCUCUCCAGCCGGGCAGUUCGUCAACGUCAUCCCAGAGGGCACGCAACCGCGGCGCACGGCAGGCCAUUUCCACGCCACGCCGCAGGCGAACAGCCUCGCCGCGACUCACUACGCGCACGCCCCAGAGCUGCGGCACAUGGCCGAUGGGGCUGCCAUGUCGCUGAGCGGCCAGCGCAUGCCUGUGUUGAAGCCGACACUCUCCAAGUGGUCUCGAAAGCUCCGUUCCGACAUCUACGAUGAACUACUGAAGCUGCCGCUGCGCUACGCGCUGCAUGACUUCCGUACGCUGCAAGCACACAUUCACGCCGUGCCGGGCAUCGCCACGAGUGCGAACGGCAGUGCUGCUGCCGGAGAGCGACUGCCGCCUGGAGUGUACCACGCCUCGAGCAGCCUCUUCGCCAAGUCGACGGAUGCUCCGACGUACUACGCGGUGGCAGGCCGCGACUCGGCAGUCGGCUACGCACCACCGCUGGGCCCCGCCGACCCCGUUGACGUCAUUCCCUUCUUUGUUCACCGCACCAGCAACGGCCACCUCCCCGGCAAGGUCUACUCCAUGAACGCCAAGACGCUCAUGCCGGCUUUUUACAUGCGAAUCCUGAACGUUGAAGGUGACAUAUUCCGCUUUGAGGAGGAGCUGAUGAAGAUCUUUCCGACCAAGAAGAUCUUCGUACGCAGCCACUCCGUGUACGUCUAUAACGUGAACCUGGACGGACGCGCUGUCCUACAUCACUGGCUGCUGGGGCUGGGGUUUUAA